AUGUCAGUUGCCCACGUGGACGAUGAUGACGACAUGCAUGACGACAACGGCCUGCCCCACGUCGACAAGAGCUUCCCCAACCAUGACACCUACUCUGGGCAAUGGUCGGACAACUGGCCCCACGGCCACGGCACCUGCUCAUGGGCUGAUGGCUGCAUCUACGAGGGGGACUGGCACUGCGGCUGGAUGAUGGGCCGUGGCAAGUUCACUUGGCCCUCGGGGGCCUCGUACGAGGGAGGGUUCAAGAAUAGUUACAUGGAGGGGAGUGGUGUUUUUGUAGGGUCCUCCAAUGAGCGGUAUAGUGGGACUUGGCAGUCUGGCCUUAGGCAUGGUAGGGGGAUAUGUGACUAUGCCAACGGUGAUAAAUACGAGGGCCAUUGGCGCCGCGGCCUUCCUGAUGGGAAGGGGAAGUAUAGCUGGAUCAAUGGGAACCAGUAUGUGGGGCAUUGGAGGAGGGGGAGGAUGAAUGGGAAUGGGACUAUGGUGUGGGCCAAUGGGAAUCGAUAUGAUGGGGGUUGGGAGGUUGGGCUGCCCCGGGGAAACGGGACCUUCCGUUGGGUGGAUGGGAGUUGCUAUGUGGGGGUGUGGAGUAAAGAUCAGAGUGAGCAGAGCGGGACUUACUAUCCAUCAAGUUCUCAUUCGGGUAGCUUCGACUGGGAUCCCCAAGAGGUGUAUUUGGAGAAUUUGAGUGACUGUAGGAUCCAUCCGGGUGAGGAGAUCAGUGACCACCCUUCUCUGAAGAUUUUGAACUGGCCUUGUGAUGGGGAGGAUAUGCUCAAGAAUUUGAGGGCGAGCUCCAUGGAUGGAGGGGGGUUGAGCAAUGCAGGCUCGGAGUAUAGUUUUGAUGGGAGUAGUGCUUGCUGUGAGUCGGUUAGGGAUUUGGGAGAGGGCUCCCCUGCGUUGGGACCACAUAUCGUUAUCAAGCCAACCAAGAAGCAGGGGAAUACUAUAUCGAAAGGGCAUAAGAAUUAUGACCUCAUGCUUAAUUUGCAGCUAGGAAUAAGGCACGCUGUGGGAAGACCGGCUCCAUCGACAACCCUUGAUCUAAAAUCAUCGGCUUUUGAUCCAAGGGAGAAAGUAUGGACACGAUUCCCUCCUUCGGGAUCCAAGCACACCCCACCUCACCAAUCGUGCGAUUUCAGAUGGAAAGACUAUUGCCCGCUUGUUUUCAGGGCUCUUCGGCAAUUGUUUAAGGUAGAUGCUGCUGAUUACAUGAUAUCCUUGUGUGGAAAUGAUGCCCUCCGAGAGCUUUCGUCACCGGGAAAAAGUGGAAGCUUCUUCUACUUGACUAAUGACGACAGAUACAUGAUCAAGACCAUGAAGAAGUCAGAGGCAAAAGUGCUUAUCAGGAUGCUUUCCGCUUACUAUAAGCACGUACGGGCCUUUGAGAACACCCUCGUCACCAAAUUCUACGGUCUUCAUUGUGUUAAGUUGACCGGUGCUGCACAAAAGAAGGUGCGGUUUGUGAUCAUGGGGAAUCUGUUUCGCACGGAAUAUGCCAUCCACAGACGCUUCGACUUGAAAGGCUCCUCCCACGGCCGCCUGACUGACAAGCCUGAAUCAGAGAUUGAACCAACCACGACUCUCAAGGACCUAGACUUGAACUUCAUAUUUCGUUUGCAAAACUCUUGGUUCCGAGAUUUAUGCAGACAAGUAGACAAAGAUUGUGACUUACUUGAACAAGAAAGAAUCAUGGAUUACAGUCUUCUUGUUGGUGUUCACUUUCGGGACAUGUCUAAUGCCGGGGAGCCCCUAAACACGGGUGCCCGAACUCCUCUUGGCAACGGAUCACUAGACCUCAGCCAGUUGGCAUCGAUCAAACUAGGUGACCAUAUGCCUGCACGAGCCGAGCUGACAAUACGGAAAAACGGCGAGGAAGCUCAGCUAGUGGGGGAGCCAACAGGGGAGUACUACGACGUGGUCCUCGUGUUUGGCAUCAUCGACAUCUUGCAAGACUACGAUAUCAGCAAGAAGCUCGAGCAUGCCUACAAGUCGUUCCAGUACGACCCGACCUCAAUCUCAGCCGUGGACCCCAAGCAGUAUUCCAAGCGCUUCAGAGACUUCAUAUUCAGAGUCUUUGCCGAAGACGGUUGAUGAUGGAUAGAUCUUGUUGUAUUUGUAGCUACAAUUUUAUACCAAUUUGUUUUGGUCCAAGUCCAUCACAAAAGCAGCUUUGUACACAACAACGGCGAUGAGAUAUUAUUCUUUGCGCUUCACCUUGUA
Messenger RNA from Salvia hispanica, 2223 nucleotides. Lineage: Eukaryota; Viridiplantae; Streptophyta; Magnoliopsida; Lamiales; Lamiaceae. The record is from RefSeq and is a predicted model, not a curated record.